AAACCCAACAGACAUAUGAACAUGUCUGCUACAGUGUGAAAAAAGAGAGAUGGAGAGAAAAUAAAAACGGGAGGGCCCCAUGAAGCUUACUAAGAGGAAUUGCUAAUGAGAACAAAGUGGCUAUGCUUUUAUCCCGAGCAAUGCUUGUUCUUGCUUGGAGACCCCACAUUUUGGAACAGGAGAAACUCAUCGUGAAGAUAUGGAAAAUUUGUGAAUGAUUACAGUUGCACCCACAUAAAAAGUCAUAUCCACUCCACAAGAGGUUUUCAGUGAUAGGAAUAGGAGAAUUUUCUGCUCCUCAAGAGGAAAGAAAUAAAGAGUCUUGGUAUUUGUGCACAUUCACUGAUGAAAUCCAGCCAAAGUUGCACGUUCUUGGUUUUGGUAACUGAUAUUAUAAAGAAUGUUUGCUGGUUCCAAGGCUAUUCCAUCUGAAUUUAAUGAAUGACAGCACUGCACUUGUUCCAAUGCACCAAGUUCUCUGAAACGGUGGCUCUUGUCCUUUUUCUUUUAUUAUUUUUAUGGGAUUUCAAAAAUUGGAUGUUUGGAAUUAGAUAACCACAAGCUUAUCAUCUUUGUGUAUAAGAGGAUGAUGCUUAUGGGCAAUUUUUCAGAUCACGGACAUUGAAGUUGACCUAUGUGGUGAUUUUCUUAAAUGGCCAAAAAGAAGAGCUGGUUUAGUCUGGUGAAGAGGCUCUUUAUAUGGGACACACAUUCCACACAAGAUAAGGUGAAGGAGAAAAGAAGGAAAUGGAUAUUUGGAAGGCUAAAGAGCAAGAGAAUACCUUCAAUUAAAGCUCCACUACCAUCAAAAGAAACAAUACUAAGUGAAGCAGAGGAAGAACAGAGCAAGCAUGCUUUAACAGUGGCCAUUGCCUCAGCAGCAGCUGCUGAAGCUGCUGUUACUGUUGCUCAUGCUGCUGCGGAGGUUGUUCGCCUCACUGGGGAACGCAAGGAAAACUCAGAAGAAUCUCAACCUGUUAAAACUAGGAAUGGUGCUCCUCAAUCCACAUACCAGUGCCAGAGGGAGAUUAAAGAAUCUGCUGCCGCCAUCAAAAUUCAAACUGCAUUUCGGGGUUACCUGGCAAAGAAGGCUUUGAGGGCAUUGAAGGGAAUAGUGAAGCUUCAAGCUAUCAUUCGUGGCCGAGCAGUAAGACGCCAAGCUAUGAGUACUCUUAAGUGCUUACAGUCCAUUGUGAGUAUCCAGUCACAGGUCUGUGCAAGGAGGCUCCAAAUGGUUGAAGGGAGAUGUGAUUACUCUGAAAAUGAAGACAUGCAAGAUUCUAAAGACAAAAUAAUUAGGAUGGACUCGAACAGUGAAAGAAAGUGGGAUGAAAGCACUGUAUUGAAGGAAGAGGUAGACACCUCCUGCACUAGCAAGAAAGAAACAAUUCUCAAGAGAGAAAGAAUAAAAGAAUACUCAUUUAACCAUAGAAGGUCAGCAGAGUCAGAAAGAAGUAAGGUAAAUGGAAGAUGGAGGUACUGGCUAGAGCAGUGGGUAGAUACACAACUUUCAAAGAGUAAAGAGCUUGAAGAUUUAGACUCAGUUUUUAGCUCACAUUCUAGGGCUGGGGAGGAAUAUGGAGGAAGACAACUUAAGCUGACAAGUAUUAACAAUCAGAGACAAAGUCCAGUUGAAGGAUUGGAUUCUCCUACACUUGGUUCAAGAAGAUCUUUUCCUCAUAGGAGGCAGUGUUCAGUGGGAGAAGACCACUCAUUUUCAAGCUCUCCUGCAACUCCAGCAUACAUGGCUGCAACAGAAUCAGCAAAAGCAAAAGCAAGAUCAACAAGCUCCCCAAAAAUAAGGACUGGGGGGAAUGUGGACAUGAACUCUGAUAGCUAUUCACCAUGCAAGAAAAAGCUAUCAAUUUCAUCUUCUAUUAACAGUGAAGUGCUUAAUAGUGGUAGGAUGGGCAAGCUCAGUAGUAGUAACCAGCAGCAAAGAUCUCCAAGCUUUAAGGGCCUUUCAGUGCCUAUAAAAUCAAGCAGAACUACUAUCAAGGAUCUCAGUAUUAAUUCAGAUUGCUCACUGCCUAAUUGGGAUCGACAAGCUUCCUUCAAAUGAAUCUAUGAAUGCUCAUGUUACUCUUGCUUGCAUUAACACAAUUCCUUGUAUCAUGUGAAGGCUUCAAAGCAAGAACUGUUUAUAACUAUGUAUGAUUAUACUUUAUGCUAUUGGAUGUUAUUUUGGUUGGGAAUUGAGCAUUAAUGUGACAUAAAGUAGUUAAUUCCUUGAUA
Messenger RNA from Glycine soja, 2235 nucleotides. Its product is annotated as protein IQ-DOMAIN 14-like. The transcript is spliced from 6 exons. Gene Ontology annotation, molecular function: protein binding. NCBI's taxonomy places the organism in Eukaryota, Viridiplantae, Streptophyta, Magnoliopsida, Fabales, Fabaceae. The record is from RefSeq and is a predicted model, not a curated record. The coding region runs from base 653 to 2062 and encodes 469 amino acids.